Thlaspi arvense is the source of this 1086-nucleotide messenger RNA. Lineage: Eukaryota; Viridiplantae; Streptophyta; Magnoliopsida; Brassicales; Brassicaceae. The record is from the annotation of a GenBank genome assembly.
AUGCUUCAGCUCCUGGUUAUAGCGUGUCUCUUGAUCUUCGGGACGGAGACGGUCGUGUCGCACCAGGAAUCCGGCGAAUGGAGUUGUGAAUCAGACUCGGAGAUCCAGGUCAUGGCCGAUUACGGUCCCGGGAUCAUCACCCUCGAUGGUCACAACGAUGACUGGAAGGACAUUGAAGGCUCCGAGUUCCCGCUCCGACCCGCACUUGAUCCCGACGCCGACCACGAGUAUGCCGCCGGGAAGAUGACGGUCAAGGCAUUGCAUGAUGGUCGAGAUAUGUACUUUAUGCUGGAAAUUGAUGGAAAUUACGCUUAUCAGAAAGGUGAAAACAACAAGUGUCCUUCGGUGUCUCUCAUGUUCCAAAUUGGCGAUCAAGCUACUUAUCACAAUAUGGGUGGUUGUAAAGAAGGGACAGAUUCAUGUACCAGCAAGGCUUGCAGAGGCUUCGAGGUUGAUAUUAUGCAUUUCUCCAUUGGAAAUGCUAUUCCAGGACGCCUUUACGGUGGUAAUCCAAUAGACAACAGGGAAGGAAAUGGAGGUGAUAGAUUUGGUCAUCUGGUUGACAUGUAUGCGUGGAAUCCACAUUGUCGAUACCUUGAUGGCCUUGGACCCUCAGGAAAUGAUUCUAGUGCACAGAACGAUUGGCAUGGAGCAUGGUGGCACAGUAGCUUCACUACUCAAUCAGGUUAUGUAGAGGAAGACAGCCCUUACACGCCCGAUGGCAAGAAAGGAACUUACUAUUUUGAGUUCUCAAGGCCUUUGAGGACUAUGGACCGUCUCCAACAGGAUGUUCAGUUCACGCUUGGCUCACCGGCCAAAAUGUCGGUUGCAUUCUGGUACCCAAUGGACAGCAAACCGUGGCACGGAUCAGGACACUACACGAUCAACUGCGAUUGGAUCCCGCUAGAUAUCUCCUCAGGCUCUUCUUCGAGUCUCACCACUUCAACUGUCGAGGGCUCAAGCGAUGGAAUCAGCAUUUCUGCCAUAGUGCUGUCCAUGAUAUCUCUUGUUGUGUCGGGUUUUAUUGCAUAUAAGUUAUUUCUCCCCAGGGACGAUCGAUUCACACCCAUGGUGGACAAUCUGUAG